Dinoponera quadriceps is the source of this 678-nucleotide messenger RNA. RefSeq names its product collagenase 3-like. The coding region runs from base 1 to 678 and encodes 225 amino acids. The record is from RefSeq and is a predicted model, not a curated record. The transcript has a single exon. Gene Ontology annotation, cellular component: extracellular matrix. Lineage: Eukaryota; Metazoa; Arthropoda; Insecta; Hymenoptera; Formicidae. Gene Ontology annotation, molecular function: zinc ion binding; metalloendopeptidase activity. Gene Ontology annotation, biological process: proteolysis; collagen catabolic process; extracellular matrix organization.
AUGCGCGAAGCGCGAUACGGUCUCUCAGACCUUUCGGAUCAGACGGAUCGAUUCAGAAACAAUAUUUGGUCAAAAAAACAUCUUACAUGGAAUUUUCAUCUAGCCGAUAAAGAAACUAUGAAAGUAACGAAGGCCGCGUUCGAUCUGUGGACCGCAAAUUUAUCACUAUCUUUUAAAGGCGUAUCUCUAAAUCCCGACAUACUAAUAUCGUUUCGUGAGGACCUUCACACGAAUAUUGACAAGAAAAAUGGUGAAAUGUGUCCAAGCCCUUUAGACGGUCCCAGUGGUGUACUCGCUCACGCAUCUUAUCCCACCGGAGAUAAGGAUUAUGUCACGGAGGUGCACGUAGAUAGAACAGAAUCGUGGCAUAUUUAUAUUAGUAAAAAUCCUCCACGCACAUACAGCUUAUUAUACGUAAUCACGCAUGAAGUCGGUCACACAUUAGGUUUGCAUCAUAGUAAAUACAACGGUUCGAUUAUGUUUGCGAAGGCGCCCAGCGAAAUCAAUUUUCCCAUUAUAUUGAGCUUAGAUGACAUUCUUCAUAUUCGAUAUUUAUGUAGUACUAAUUACCAUAGUUCUACAACUACAAUACCGCCCAUCACCACCACAGCCGUUGUAACUACAACACAUCAAAAAACAUCAAUCACGAUCAGUGCGCUCUACGAGACCCUGAUGUAA